Molecule: messenger RNA, 1361 nt
Organism: Syngnathoides biaculeatus (alligator pipefish)
Lineage: Eukaryota; Metazoa; Chordata; Actinopteri; Syngnathiformes; Syngnathidae
Gene: nrm
Product: nurim
Exons: 4
Coding region: 70-882 (270 amino acids)
Cellular component (GO): nuclear membrane
Source: RefSeq, a predicted model, not a curated record
AAUCCAACAGUUUCUUGUCCCGGAAGACAGCAAACGUGGAAAUGAAGAAGAGAACACGGCGUGUUUGCAAUGGCGUCACUCACGGCCCGCGAAUGUGCUAUGUGCACCUUGUCCUUGCUUAACUUUGCCUUCGUUUUCAUAUCCGGUGCGGAUUUUAUCCGCUUUGUGUCAUUUCGAGCCAUUUAUCAUAACAUCACCGGGGAGACGACACUCUGCCAAGACUCCGUACCGUGGUCAGAGGCCCUGCAGGACCCUUCUGUCCUCAAGGCUCUGAGCGUGGAUGUGGCUCUGCUGGCUAUGUUCACCGUGCAGCACAGUCUGCUCGCAUGGCCACCCGUCAAACAGGUCUGCCAGUCGAUCUUGGGCUCCCUGAACAGGACGGCAUACUGCUUCACAACUGCGCUGGCUCUCCAGAUCCUAAUGCAUUACUGGCAACCCGUGACUAGCGCCCCCUGUCUGUGGUCGGUGCGCCAAGCACCUUGGAGUGUCUGGUUCCCUCUCAUCUGCUUCGCUGUGCACUUUUUCUGCUGGGCCAUCAUCUGGACCACCCUCAUGAUGUUCGACUACUCAGAACUGUUGGGUAUUAAGCAGGUGUAUUACAAGUAUUUGGGCAUAGGGGAGCCCCUGUCCCACAAGUCCUCCCAGGCCCAGCGCUUCCUCUCCCACUUCCGCCAUCCAGUGUGCCUGGAGCUCGUCGUUGUGGUGUGGCUCCUGCCGGCUUUAUCCCUGGACCGGCUGGUCCUGGCAUUAACGAUGUCAGUCUACCUGGUGCUGGCACACUCGCUGGACAAACAGGAUUUAGCUUUCCUUUGCGAGCAGCUUAGCGGCAAGGUGCAACUCUUUAGCGAACCAACCCUCAGCCUGGACAGCAAAGAGAAGUGAAAGUAAUCAUUGUACAGUGAUGAAAAGCUGGUUUAACACUAAACCUAAACACUGUUUUAGAACUGAUUUUUCUUCUGGACUUACAAGACCCUCUGUGACCUUUUUGCACCUUCAUGACAUACUGUAUUAGUAAAAGAACAGUUAUGGAAAAAAAGGAGUAUUCUGUUACAAUCCGAGGUACGGUAUAUGUGACAUAUUGCACCGAAAGAAAGAAGAACAAAAUUUUUCAAUAUGGAUUUGUAGGUUAAUACAUGGUUAUUGGAUAAUAGUGGUGUAAUGUAUUGCUUUUUAACAAUGCCAGUGGCCUUAAGCCUUGAUUACAUGAUCACAUGUGGCCAAAAUGAGUUUUUGUUUUAUAUUUAAUUUUUUCAUGUCUUUUUAUUGUUCAUUGAAAGUUAUGUACACAUUGAGACUAACAUUAACAAGCAAUGGUAUUAUGCAAAUAAAUACAUUUGGAAGACAAAGUGUGUAUUGUCGUG